UGAAACUCUAGUGCGCUAGUAUCUGCCUCUGACUAGUGUGACUCUCAGGCGCACUCUGAAGGGCGCAAUCAAACAUGGCGGCCUCCUUGCUGAGUAGCAGGGGAGUCGCGCUUUUAGGAUUUCCAAGUUUUAGAUCUUUGCUCCCUGUUGUUUCUGGGAAUAAUGUCGUACAGCUGAUAGCUGGCUAUAAUCCGAGACCUCUAAGGCUGAAUUUAAAAGAUCCUUACAUCCCGGAUAGGAGCAGUGAAAAAACCCCGGAGUGGCAGAAGACUGAUAAAUAUGAUCGCAAGCUUUUUGCCCGUUAUGGCGUUGCCUCCGGUGUGGAUCCGGUUAAACUGUGGCCCACAGCCGGCCAGUUGGAAGAGUUAAUCCAGGAGGAGAAGCAGUGGCACCCGCCGCUCAAAGAAAUGCUAAAAAACAUCGCGGAAAAACAAAAAGAAAAAGAGGAAAAACGACUGGCGAGAGAGAAGCUGAUUGCUGCCAACAUGGCAAAAAUGCCCAAAAUGAUAGCAGACUGGAGAAAGGAGAAGCAUGAAGCAAAGAGAAAGCUGAAGGAGGAAAAGGCCAAAAAGGAGCGGCUGCUGGCAGAGGCUCGCGAGCGUUUCGGCUACGCCGUGGACUCCCGCAGUUCCAAGUUCCAGGAGAUGCUCGCAGAGAUUGAAAAGGAGGAGAAGAAGAAGAGGAAGCUGCUGAAACGUAGAAAGAGAGAAGAGGAACAGGGGUUGACUCCUUCGUCACCAGCUGCUGAAUCUACAUAGAGACACUGAGAGCAUUUACAGACUGUUGUAUAUAUGAGAACUGUAGUACCACGUUUGACCAUCAUAAUGCAUUUAUGGAAAACCCAUCACUUCUUUUCUUAUGCUAUUAAAAGACCCGUAAUUUAAACGCCAA
Molecule: messenger RNA, 891 nt
Organism: Silurus meridionalis
Lineage: Eukaryota; Metazoa; Chordata; Actinopteri; Siluriformes; Siluridae
Gene: gadd45gip1
Product: growth arrest and DNA-damage-inducible, gamma interacting protein 1
Exons: 2
Coding region: 75-758 (227 amino acids)
Cellular component (GO): nucleus
Source: RefSeq, a predicted model, not a curated record